AUGUCGCGGAACUCCAUCGUCUCGUCCCUGCGGCAAUGCGGGGACGCGAUCGCGGGCAGGGCGAUCCACGCGCGGAUCCUCGCCGGUGGCUUCAUCGGCGACACCUUCCUGGCGAAUCUCCUCAUCCAGAUGUACGCGCGCUGCGGCAGCGUCGGCGAGGCGCGCGCAGUCUUUGAUCGCCUGGCGCGGAAGAAUCUCUUCUCCUGGACGCUGAUGAUCGCGGCGUAUCACGACUGUGGAUCCAGCGGCGACGCGAUCCUCCUCUUCCGGGCCAUGGCGCUCGACGGCGGAUCGCGCCCCGACGCCGUGCUGCUCGUCACCGUCCUGGGCGCCGUGGCGGCCGCGGGAACCCUAGCGCUGGGCGAGGCGAUCCACGCGCAGAUUGAUGCCGCUGGUGGAGAUCUCGACGUGUUCGUGGGAUCGGCGCUGGUGAGCAUGUAUGGGAGGCGCGGCAGCGUCGAUCACGCGGCCGCGGCGUUCGAUCGCAUCGAGGAGCGUAAUAUCGUUGCCUGGAACGCGAUGCUCACGGUGUAUGCCCAGGCCGGGGAUCCAGCGCCAGUGCUCCAGCUCGCGGCGGCCAUGGAUCUCGAAGGGCUGGAUUUCACGGACGUGAGCUACAUUUGCAUCCUCGAAGCCUGCGCGCUCCUCCGAUCGCUCCCGCGAGCGCGAUCGAUCUUCCAGCGGGCGCUGGCGUCGGGUUUGAUCGCGGUGUUUCCAGCGGUGGGGAAUUCCGCUGUGGACGCGCUGGCGCGGUGUGGCGGCGUGGAGGACGCGCGGUCGGCCUUCGAAUCCAUCGACUCCAAGACGGUGGUGUCGUGGACGGCGAUGGUGGCGGCUUACGUCCAGCACGGCCGUGGCGGCGACGCCAUCGCGAUCUUCCGGCGGAUGGACUUGGAGGGAUCCAAGCCCAACGAGGUGACGAUGAUCAACAUCCUCGGCGCUUGCUCCGCCCCGGAGGAUCUCGCGCGGGGGAGAGCUCUCAGCCGCCGUGUUCUUGUCAGCGGCCAUGGCGGGGGAGUGAUCGUGUCCAAUUGCCUCAUCGGCAUGUAUGGGCGAUGCGGGAGCUCGGCCGAGGCGCUGGCGAUCUUCGCCGCGAUACGCGAGAGAUCCACCGCGUCGUGGAACGCGGCCAUAGCGGCAGUGGCGAGAGAGGGCGAUUGGAGCAGGGUGUUUGAGCUCCAUCGCGAGAUGAUAGGCGAGGGGGUGGCGCCGGACGGGAUCACUUCCACGCUGGUGCUCUACGCUUGCAGCCACUCCGGAUCGGUGGAGCAAGGCUGCUGCUACUUCACGCUGCUGGGACAGGACUUUGGGAUCGAUCGAGAGGAGGGGCACUACAGCUGCUUGAUCGACAUGCUUGGCCGGGCGGGGAGAGUGAGGGAGGCGGAGGAGGUGAUCGAGGAGAUGCCUUGCCCGGCGAGCUUUGUGGCGAGCAAGGCUUUGCUUGCGGCUUGCAGGACCCAGAGCAACGUGGAGGUGGCGAGGAACACCUUCCAGCUCCAGAGCGAGUCGGCGUCCUACGUGCUGCUCUCGGACUUAUUCCGGCAGCUCCAGAGGAGAAGAUCUCCUUGUAAGUUUUGCUCGUGA
Selaginella moellendorffii is the source of this 1584-nucleotide messenger RNA. RefSeq names its product pentatricopeptide repeat-containing protein At1g11290, chloroplastic. The coding region runs from base 1 to 1584 and encodes 527 amino acids. Gene Ontology annotation, molecular function: RNA binding; protein binding. NCBI's taxonomy places the organism in Eukaryota, Viridiplantae, Streptophyta, Lycopodiopsida, Selaginellales, Selaginellaceae. Gene Ontology annotation, biological process: RNA modification. The transcript has a single exon. The record is from RefSeq and is a predicted model, not a curated record. Gene Ontology annotation, cellular component: intracellular membrane-bounded organelle.